AUGAAAGCGGCGAAAAGUGGCGACAGGAUGGCAAAUCCGUGGAUUAAACUCAAGCCUCUGCUGAUGCUGCUGGGAUUAAUGUUUAUUUUAAUCGGCUGCUGUCUGGGCGGCAAGACGACCACCAUCGUUAGCCACACAGACACCCUGGAUCCGCAGGCCGAUGGCUUCUGGGCCAACAAGACCACUUGGAACGCUCGGUGGGUGAAGUACUGGCGCGCCAAGAAGAUCUACGAGCCGGUGUGGAAGAAGGUGUGGACACCCACCAUCCACAACGAGUGGGUUCCUCUGCCCAACGCCCCCAACGAAUGGGAGGCGGAGAAGGGCCGCUCGUACCGCUGACAUGAAGAGACUGAAACCAUAGGAUA
This is a messenger RNA of Drosophila ficusphila, 365 nucleotides long. RefSeq lists its product as uncharacterized. The record is from RefSeq and is a predicted model, not a curated record. Bases 1 to 339 code for a protein of 112 amino acids. The transcript has 2 exons. Lineage: Eukaryota; Metazoa; Arthropoda; Insecta; Diptera; Drosophilidae.